This is a messenger RNA of Orcinus orca (killer whale), 14446 nucleotides long. It is a transcript of the gene HDAC8, whose product is annotated as histone deacetylase 8. Gene Ontology annotation, molecular function: histone deacetylase activity. Bases 227 to 862 code for a protein of 211 amino acids. NCBI's taxonomy places the organism in Eukaryota, Metazoa, Chordata, Mammalia, Artiodactyla, Delphinidae. The record is from RefSeq and is a predicted model, not a curated record. The transcript has 5 exons.
UCUCAAAUGGCCCCGUAGGGCAACAAUGGUUAGUUUUGACUGUGCUUAUUUGUGCUAUAAAAUAUCGAUCCUAAUUGGCAGCUAUUUGGGCUUUUAUAUCAGCCGACCUCCGUUUUUGAACUGUAGUCACUAAAUGUAGGGGUUCUGGCCUGACAAGGCCCAUGCAUUUCUUCAAUUGGAUGGCGAGCAGGGACAGUGUCACCGGCGAUCUCGAAACUAGGAGGGAAUGUUGACCAGGGAGCACCGCUGCGGCCGAUCAGAGGAGCAGGAACCGGAGCCCGGGCUGAGUCCGAAAAAAGCCGGAUCCGGACGGUGGCUCCGGAACGGCUGUAAGUGGAAGAUGGAGGAGCCGGAGGAACCGGCGGACGGUGGGCAGUCGCUGCCCCCGGUUUACAUUUACAGCCCCGAGUAUGUUAGCAUGUGCGACUCCCUGGCCAAAGUCCCCAAACGGGCCAGUAUGGUACAUUCCUUGAUUGAAGCAUAUGCACUGCAUAAGCAAAUGAGGAUAGUUAAGCCCAAAGUGGCCUCCAUGGAGGAGAUGGCCACUUUCCACACCGAUGCCUAUCUGCAGCAUCUCCAGAAGGUCAGCCAGGAAGGAGAUGAUGAUCAUCCAGACUCCAUAGAAUAUGGACUAGGUUAUGACUGCCCAGCCACUGAAGGAAUAUUUGACUAUGCAGCAGCUGUAGGAGGGGCUACAAUCACAGCUGCCCAGUGCCUGAUUGAUGGAAUGUGCAAAGUAGCGAUCAACUGGUCUGGAGGGUGGCAUCAUGCAAAGAAGUGCUGGCAGGAUUACAGUGAAAUUGGCACACUCUUUGAAAACGUUGGAAAUGUUAAGAGUGGGGAAAAUGUUUGUACCUGUUGACCCAGUACUAUUAUUCCCAGCAAUAUUCUAAGGAAAUAAACCAAUUCUGCCCUCAAGAAGUUUAUCUCUUAGAGGUAAGACAGCAAAUAAUUGCAUCUGAAAGCCAAAGAAGAGUGAUUUUCAAAGAAAAUUCUGCAAAAGAAGAGUAAUGAGAGACUAAUGCUAUUAGAUAUUAAACAUAAAAAACUGUGAUAAUGAAAACACUGGUACCACUGGUAUAAGAUUAGACAAAUGAUGUUAUAGUAUACUCCCCAAAGAGACUGUUGCAUAUAAGAAUUCAAUCAGUUAUAAAGGAUGUGUUGCAAGUGAUUGGAAAGGAUUGUUCAGUAAAUGAUGUUGUGACAGCUUGUAGCAUUUAUACUCUCAUCUCCUGUAAUAAACUAAAAUAAGUGGCAGCUGGAUUGAAGAGUUAAAUAUAAAAAAGCAAAUUAGGAAAAAAACCCUAGAAUGAAUGAAUAUUCAUCAGCCUUCUAAAGGGGAAUAGUUUUCUAAGCUUAGGAAAGAAUAGAAGAAAAACAAAGGAAAAGAUCAACAUAUUUGUAUAAAAUUUUAAAACCAAAAUAACUUUUAUGGCCAUUUCAAAAAUAAAAUCUAAACACAGACUAGAAAGGCAUAUUUGACAUAAAUAUGACAAAAUGUGACAGGUUUGCAUUUUCUCAGACAUUCAUACAGUAUGAUGUAUAAGAAGAAAUAUGGGCAAAGAACAUGAACAGACAAUUUACAAAGGAGUUUUAAGCACAACUGGAAAACAUGGGACAAUGUUCAUCACUACUAAUCAAAGAAAUGCAGAUAAGUAGGUAACUUAUCUAGCCUAUCUUUACCUAUCUUUACCUCUUUACCUAGCCUAUCUUUAAUAGAACUGAAAAAAAAUGGUACUGAGUUUGCUAGUAAUAGUGUGGUUUGGGUCAACCCCUUAAGAAAACAGUUUGGUAGCCAGCAUGUAUUAAUGCCCUUUUAUCUAGUAAUCUACUUCUGAGAAUGUUUCCUAAGAAAAUAAUUCAAAAUAUGGAAAAGAAACCUGAAGAUAUUUACCAGUGUUAUUUAUUUUUUAAAAUUAGACAUAACAUGAAUAUCUAGCAAUAAGGAAAGGGUGAAUCCAUUCCAUGGAAUAUUAUGCUAUUAUUUUAAAUGAUGAUUAUGAAGACUAUGGGGCAUUUCAGAAAAAUACUUCUGGGUUAAUAAAACAGGUUUUAAAAUUGUUUGCACACUGCAGUUACAACUUUGUAAAAUACAUGCAUUUUUUUUAGUACAUGCAUUUUUUUAAAAAAAAUUAGUGGGAAUGAUAGUAGUGGUUACGUUAGGGUGACAGAAUUAAAAUGAUUUUUUUAAUGUGUUUUUCUAGUUUUCAAAAUUUCAGUAAUGAGAUUUUUUCUAACUUUUGCAGCUAAAAUUUUACCAAAAUAAAAAGAGGCAAAAAAAUAGUUACAGCAAAUAUUAACAAAGGGUUAAAAUCAUUAACUAUUCUAACUGAUUUUUUAAAACACUAAUAUUCAGAUAAAUUAGUAAAAGACAUGAACAAUUUACAAAAGAGGAAACAAAUAGUAAACAAACAUGAAAAAAUAUUUAGUAUCGCUAAUAAUUAGAGGAAGAAAAAUUGAAACAUUAUAUAUACAUGUAUAUAUUUUACUUCUACCAAAUUUGAACCAAAGGAAGAAAGAUCUUAACUCAUACAUCUAUUAUUCUUGGUAAUCUAAGGAAAUAAGCCAAUCCAAAAUAUGGAAAAGCUGUGUAUAUGAAGAUGGUAAUUUCUCUUUCACGUAUAAUAGCCAAGAAAAAAGGAGGGAAGGAGACCUAAAUAUUCAACAACAGUGGGAUGGUUACGUAGUAUACUGCAACAUAUCCACUUGAUGGGCUACUAUAUAACUAUUAAAAAUGGUGGUUAGGACAACUGCAUAACAAGAAAAAAUGCAUAUCGUAUAUUGUUGGCUUUGCUUUUAAAGGGCAGGUAGCUACAGCAUCAUAUAUUCACUCUGAUUAGAGAUAUGUAAAAAAAAUCUGCAUAUGAAAAGAAUUUCUAGAAGGAAAUACAACAAAAUGAUACCAGUGACUUUGUGACGAUGAUGAUAGUAUGAUAUAUAUAUAUAUAUAAUAUAUAUACAUACACACACUAUAUAUAUAUACUAUAUGUAUAUGUGGGUAUACACACACAGAUAUAUACAUGUACCUUUUCUCUGUUUUAUAUAUUUUCAUAUAUUUUCUCUAAUAUGAUUAUAUUACUUUUAUUAAUAAAACUUUUUAUAAUAAAAUCUGCUUGGAACAAAGUGGGAAGCUGUUACAAUAGAGGCAUGAUAUGGUCGGUGUAUGCUAGAGUUAGGCACAAGGUAGUGGGGUGUCCAGAAGGAGUGGAAUGCACCACUUACUAGUUGUGUAUGUGACCUUGGGGUUAUUUCAGGAACAGCAUGUGCAGAGGCACAGAGGUGUGAAAGCUGAGGGCACUUCCAGGUCUAUAAUUAAAGCUGAAACCAAGGGCUCCUAUAGGCAAGUGGCUGGAGGUGAGGUGGGAGAGGUAUGAAGGGUCCUAUUUGCCAAGCUGAACAGCUUGGACUUGAUCCUUCAGGUCAGUGGUUCUUGACCUAUUUUGGUCAUGGACCCCUCCGAAAAUCUGAUGAAAGCUAUAUAACACUGUCCCUAGAAAAAUGUACAUACACAAAUUUUUCCUUAUAGUUUCAGAAAGUCUAAGGAUCUCCUACAGCCCAUGUGUGGAUCCCUGGUUAAGAACCUUGGUUUAAAAGAGUAAAGAAUCACUGAAGGAAUCUUUAGCCAGGAAGAGGUAACAUGAUCAGAUUUGCAUUUUAGGAAUAUGAUUCUGGCAAUAGUUGGUAGAUAAAUUGGUGAGUGUUGGGGGCCAGAAUGUUGACAGAGAAAUCUGUUAGGACCUUUACUGUGAUAAUAAUCUAUCCUAAAGGAGGUGAAAGCUGUGGUGAUGAGCAUAGAUGAGAGAAUAAAUUCAGGAGUCAUUUAGUAGCUAGAAUAGGUAGGAAUGGUAACCAGUUUGAUAUAAAUGAUAAGGAAGGAGUGAUCUAGAUUUCUUAUGUAGAUGACUGAGUAAUUGUGUUACCUUUAACCAAGACGAGUAGGGGAUGGGGACUGCUCUGCCUAUGGAGCAUCUAAUUAGAGAUGUCUAUUACAGAGUCGGCAAUGGGGUCCAGCCUAUGACUUCUCAACUUUAAUGUGCAUACAAAAUACCCAGGGAUCUUAUUAAAUUGGAGAUUCUGGUUCAGGUCUUGGGGGAACCUGAGAAUCUGCAUUCCUAACAAACUCCCAGGCAAUACUAAAGGCUGCCAAUUUGUGGCCCAUACUUAGACUAGCAAGAGGCUGGAGCUCAGGAGAAUCAUCUUCACUGAAGAUACAGAUUUGGGAGCCAGCAUGAUAGGUGGUAAUUAAAAUUAAGGAAAUAGACUAACUAACCUGGGAAGCAUGUGUAAAAUAAUACAGGGGAAAAAACUCAAAUAAUGAGGCUUGUGGAAUGCCAGUGUUUACAAGGCAGGCAAGAGAAGAAAGACCUACAAAGUUGAGUCUUGAGAAGGAGUGGUGAGAGAGAUAGGAGGAGAAUCAGAAAAGACUUAUCAGAGAAACCAAAGGUGAACCUCAAGAAGACCGGUUUGGAUAGCAGUGUCUUCUGCUGCUGCAGAGCGUGUAUUCUCAAUGGGAGUGAUACUGCCCCCAAGGGAGCAAAAAUUGAUUCUUGCUGGGGCAGGUGGUAGGGAAGCGGGGGCGGCAAGAAACUUAGAUGUUACAUAGUUUAUGGUUUUCCAAAGGGUCACAGUACAUAACAGAUGUACAGUACAUCUGUGAUAUAAAAUUUCGCGGAGAGGUCAAUUAGAAAAAGGUGUCUAAAAAGGCUCCUUGGGUGAGGGAAUGAUAAUGAAAAAAUGGUUGAGAAACAGCUGUACAGAAGGAAAGUAAGAUUUCUCAGUAAGGAGGUUGUGGUUAAGAAGACUUCAAAGGAUGGAGAGGAGUGUGCUGGGGAGACAAGUAGGUGAAGGGCCUUGCAGAAGCAGCACUGUGAAAUAGCUUGGCGGAUUGGGGGAACUACACACAUUGCUGGAGGGUUAAGGUUCAAAGUAGAUAAUGGCAGCAGAUGAGGUAGAAAAGUAGGAAAUGGCUCAUGAAGGGCUUCAUGUAUGUCGGAGUCACUCAGUUGAAAAAUGCAGAUUUCUAGACCUCUCAGAGAUCUUGAUCAGGUAGGUUUGGACUGGGGCAUCAGAACCUGCACUUUCAAAAUCUAGGGGUGAUUCUGAUGCACACACUUUGAGAAACUCUUCAGUAGGAAAUGGGGGGCACUGAAAUAUUAUGUUAGGUAGUAACGUGGUUAGAUUUGUGUUUUAGGAAACUGACUGUAGUUAUAGAGGAUGGAUUGAAGGAGGUGUAGACUAUAGGUCGAGGGACUGAAUUGGGUAUCGGCACUCUCACUGACAAGUGAUGAGGACCUGAACUAAGGCAGAGCAAUGAGAGUCAAACCCAGGCAAUCUAACUCUUCAACCUGUGUACUUAACCCCUGAAUUAUACUACCUCAGUACACGGGAGUAGGUGGUGGUAUGCAGCAGAGGUAGUACCCAGGGAAAUUGGAUUCUGAGAUUUGGAGAUGGAGGUGGAAGCUGGAACUAGAAGCAGAUGUGUUGCCUGUAUAUGAAAUGGUAGCACAAACCAGGAAAAUGGGUGUGAUUACUUAGGGAAAAGGCAGAGAGUGAGGAGAAAAAGAAAGUAGAGCCUAGAACCCCAGGAAAUACCAACUUGUAAUGGGCAAGUAUAAGAAGAAGCCCCAGUGAGUUCAGCUGAAAAGCAGCAAUCAGGACUGGCCAGGUAAUCGAAAUAGAAAGGGACCAUAGAAUACCAAGGGAGCAGAAGAGUUUAAAGAAGAAAAGAGCUCUCAACAAUCCAGAGCAGUACUGAAGUGUCAGUCAUAUUUGGCAAUUAAUAUAGUCAUUAAUGACCUUGGUAAGAGAACUUUCUGGAGAGUGAUGGGAAUACAAACUGUUGAGGGGUGAGCAGGAACUAAAGAAAUGGACAAGAAAGGAACAUUAAUCUGUCCAAAAGUUCAAAUGAGAAAGAAAGGAGAGGAGGGCAGUGGCCAAGGGAAACAGGGUUGAGGGCUGACUUGUUGGGUUUGUUUUAAGAGCUUUGAGAACAUUUGUAGACUGAAAGGGAAAUAAUGGAAAUAUGAGAAGGAUAAGAAAUGGAGCAAAGUCUCGGAGGAGGCAGGAGAGGAUGGGAGGAAUGGCUUUGGGAGGAGGAGACCCACCUCUUCUGAAGCCAGAGCAAAAGGAGUCAAGGAGGGUAUAGCAGAGAAGUAUCUGGGUUGCCUACUAGUGAGUGCUGGCCCCAUGGCCUCUACUUUCUCCAUGAAAUGACUCUUGUCCACUUCUAUCACUUGCUCACAGGCCUCUUUGAAUUCUUUGAUUCUGCUUUUUGUAGUCAGUCUCUUAAGAAGCCAUCUUGUCCCAUCUAGAUCCCCUUAAAUGGGACUCACUCUUUCCAUGUAAACAUGUACUAGGAGGUAUUAAAACCCAGCAUGGGACAGUGACUCCUAACCUCCAGAAUUUGCUGAGAUCGCAUCUUCUUUGUCCACUUUGACUGGCUGUUUCUCAUCCUCACCUCUUCCUGUUUGACUCUGCAUUACAGCUCCCAGUAUUUUCCUUUAUCUCAUUCUGAUAAUCCAUUUAAGACUUAUUUCCAUCUCUAGCUCAACCUGCCCUUCUUCUUGCCACAAUUCUGUUAUUUGCCAUCUUAUCCCAUGACAUUUCAGCCUUCCACCUGGUGACACGGGAUCUGUGCCAGCUGGGCCCCCUCUGCCUGCUUCGCUGCUAGGAGAGGAGAGAUUAUUGCCCUAGAAUGCCAUUGGUUUCUGGGACUUCCACCUGGGGGCAGUGAAUGAUAGAGCCAUAUAACUCUGCCUUGUGUCUUGGCAAACUCCACAAGAAGAAUAUAGAAUGAGACCUCCAGCUCUUAGUUACCGUCCAGCUAGCAGUUGGGAUCAAAGCUACUAGAGCUCUGUUCUCAAGAGCUCCAGCUCUUUAUGCACAGAGUGAAUGACAGUGGAUUGCAUUCCAGUUCCAGUUCUCCAGAGUGCUGUAUGUGCAGUAUAACUCAUUAACCAAGCAGCCAGAACCCCCUCCUCUACUGACACCAUCCCACCUCCAGCCUUUCCAAACCAAUAGAUCACUGCAUGAAAAUGGAAACCUGGAUUCAGGGUCAGCCACGUUGCCUCAGCACCAAGGCAGACUCCUCCUUCAGCCAUGGAGCGCAUGUCCUUAUCACUUCCUCUUUACACCCAUUCCAUCCUGGCACCUGCAGAACAGACCCAUCAUGAGACAAAAUAAACAAACCUUUCCCAUAGUAGCCCAGAUCAGAUGAGAUCUAGGGAAGAUAGUCUAAUACAGUGGUUCAGUGUUGCACAGGGAAUUCCAGCUCCAUCAGUUACUAGCUGCAAAACCUCUCUGUGCCUCAGUAUCCUCAGUUGUAAAUUAGGGGUAAUAAUAGUACCCACCUUAUAGGGUGAUGGGGCUUAAAUCUGAUCAUUGUAUUAAAGAGCCUAGCAAAGAGCCUGGCACAUAGUAAGUGUUUGAUGAAAGUCACUUAUAUCCAGAUUGGGUUACACUCAGGGGGUCUUAGGUAGCCUCUAAGGCAAGUCUCUGGUCCAGUGGGGUCCCACUGCCUGUCCAGCUAAAGUGAGCCCUGGUACUGUUUGUCACCCACUGCACUUCCACGUCCCCUUUGCCCGUAAGCUCCUGGCUGAAAGUAGACUAUUCACGAUCGGCUUAAAGACUCAGGCCCUUUGCUUUGUCAAAGUUUCACUGCCAGCCUUCCCUAUACCCCUACUCCUCCCAAACAUCACAUGAAUUCACCGUUCGACCUCCACUACUAGGUCCAGCCCAUACUCAUAAGGCAAAUGAGGAUACUCCUUACCAAGAGACAGUGGGACCACCCCUAAUUGGCAAGGGUGACUGUGCUGUAGUGCUGAUAUCCAGGACUUUUCUUCUUCCUAAGGAGCAGGUGCUCUCUGAAUCUAAAAUCAAGGCCUUCUAUAAAAUAAAAACUCUGGACAGCAGCUGGCAGCAGGAUUCAUCAGAUUCUCCAUCUCUUCCACAUUAACCUUGAGACCCUUUCUGAAAAUAAAAAGCAGGGAGUUCUUCUUGUCAAGAUUAUUCUGUCCUCAGUGUAAUCACUAUUCAAAAUCCUUUCUGUUACCCCAGAACCUUCUAGCUCAAUUCCAUAAGGCUCUGGCCUUCACAGGGUUAUGUAUCCCCUAGGGGCACCUACAACCUCAUCUGGAUCAAGAAAGGUAAUGAAUGGAGGAUUCCUGUGCAGUGUCCCCACUUGCUUCCAGCAAAUGAGAUCACACACCACCUCCUAGAAUAUUUACCUGGGCAAUAUUUUGAUAAAUUCACUUAAUGAGAUGUCACAGAAUGUCUGAGCUGCGUGGUAGUUGAAUGAUUACAGUAGCACUAUCCCCAGGCCAAGCCCCAAAGUGUGAAAGUGAUACUUCUGGGCAGAGUUUACAUAGUGCUGGAUAAGAUGUACAUUUUUCUAAAAUGAAGUCCCUAAAAUGAUUGAAGACGUCAGCAACCCCUUGAUACUGCCCACAAUUCAUCUACUACCUCUGCAUCUUCACUUCCCCAGUAUCCUUUCUCUUAAGGAGAAAGGAAUUUGGUCCCCAGACACAAAAAUGACCUUCCCGUAGCUGAAGGCCUUCUACCCCAGCCCUGGUCUAUACCACUGACUAAUGCCUUCAACAUCCAGGUACAGGGGUGUGGGUGAGGAGGGGUUGAUGGGUGGGGAGUAUUGUCCUGUCACAGGAGGACCUAGGUACUUUUGAUCUCUGGACCUAAGCUGGCCCUAAACAAGGCCAAUUACCCCAAGUGGGAAUGAGAGCUCUUCAAGGCCACCUUCAAGAUAGGGAGACACUUCCUUUGAGAGGGACAAGCAGUUUGUGAUCAUGAGCUCAAAUUGUUAUAGCGCAGAGGAGCCGGGGCAGCAAGUGUAGAACAUAAAGAUCCAGGUCCAUCCUGGGGCAGCCCAGAGGUUUAUGUUGUUCCAAGAUGCCCCAUUCUGUUAGGAUCGGGGAUUGCCUGUGCCCAAGGGCACCCCUCCAGUGGGCCAACAUAGCCUAUUCAGACUUGCAUAUAAUCUCAUGGAGUGUGUUUCGUAAUGUGGCCUGCAGCCCACCUGCAUCUUAAUUCUAAAAUGAAGAUUCCUAAAUCAGACCCACUAGGGGUAAAGCCCAAGAAUAUUCUUUUUUUUUUUUUUUUAACCAGUGUCUCCCUAAGGUGAUUCUGAUGCACAACACAGUUUGAGAACUCCUGGACUAAGGGUUCUUCUAGUUGCCCCAUAUCUGACCUAACCUCUGGUAUACCUCUGUGAUCCUACAGUUGAGACAAAGACACACCAAGGUAACCUUCAGGUCUUUGGGGUAUCAUUCCAAUGAACUUCAGUGCAGAUUUUUCCUCCUCCCACAUCUGUAACGCCUUUAGUGGUGGAUCCCUCUUUCCCAGCCAUUGCUGCCCAUGCAUCUAAAAGGCCUUCCACUUUCACAAGUUCCAUAGCCAUCUGCUCUCCAACCACAGCCUCCAGUUCAUAUACUAGUUUUGGAGAAUGCCAUUCAAAGUCCUCCUCCCCCACAUUUACCUCUCCACCAUACCACUACCAGCAGACAACCUUCCAGGCCAUAUGGAUUGACCAGGUCCUGGCGGAGCAGCAGUACUGCUACACCUCUGAUACAUAAUACGAUUGGUUCUCCACCUCCAGCCUCCUCAGAAUUCAUUUCUAAUCCACUAUACCCCUCCAUCCAGACCUCUUCCUUUCAUGGCAUUAAUUAUUUCCAGCCCACUCUCACCCUGGCUAUUUGCUAGAACCACUGACAUCCCUGAGUCUGGUCAAUAUCUUGACUACCCAAGUAUGGACCACCCAAGGGCACAUUCUGUUAGCUUUCACCAUACAACGUGGCAGAGGGGGUAAGAGCAGGGACUCAAGUCACACUGCCUGGGUUUGAAUCCCAGCACUGCCGCUUCCUAUGUGAUCUUGAACAACCUGCUUAAACUCUGUUCCUUGAUUUCCUCACCUAUAAAAUGGAGAUAAUAAUAGUACCUAUCUCACAAAGCAGUUGUAUUACACGAACUAAUGUGUGUAAAGUACAUAGACUAAUACUUGGCCCAUACUAAGCACCAGAAAGUGUUUGCCAUAUAUGAAUUACACUAACUGGAUCAUUCAGGUGUGAUUUCCUUUUGGCACAGCCACAUCUGCCAUGGCAGAAAUUGAAGGACUCUUACCUGGAAACCUUUGAAGUGAAAUUCAGUCAUCCGCCCACACACCUCCUACAUCAGCAGCCCGUAGAACUUCAUGCCCUUCUCACUCCAUGAUCACUCAUCCAGUCUUGCUACUCCCCGAUGCACUUGUCUACCUUGUACCCUGCAAUUAUCUCCAGCAAUCUAAGGCUGAGAGACCAGUUUCAUCAUGAAAGAGGUGUUAGCUUUCCAGUGGCGUCGUGGUUGGCCCACUGUCUGAUUCACUGGAAGGUUGUUGAUCAGGAAGUAUUUGCGGGGGGGCACUCAAGGCAACCUUGAUCUCAUAAUCUUAUUAUAGGUAUGCUUUCCCAGCUCAACCUCAGCAUUCUCUCUCUUUUUUAAAAAUUUAUUUACUUUUGGCUGUGUUGGGUCUUUGUUGCUGCACGCGGGCUAUCUCUAGUUGCGGCGGGGUGGGGGGGGCUACUCUUCGUUGCGGUGCACAGACUUCUCUUUGCAGUGGCUUCUCUUGUUGCGGAGCAUGGGCUCUAGGUGCGCGGGCUUCAGUAGUAGUGGCGCACGGGCUUAGUUGCUCUGCGGCAUGUGGGAUCUUCCUGGACCAGGGCUCAAACCCUUGUCCCCUGCAUUGGCAGGCCGAUUCUCAACCACUGCGCCACCAGGGAAGCCCUAGCAUUCUCUCUUAAAUGUAAUUCUGGCAUUCGCUUUCAGGUCUAGGUACCAGGGAAGGGAGUAAAUGACCCUCUUACUUAUGCCCUGCCCCUUGCCUCCACCUCCUGACCCCAGAUCCACUGGACCCGUCUACCCAGUCUCACUAGUAAAGGAAAAGAUCAAAUUGCUAUGCUCAAAAACCAGGGGAGAGAUCUUGAAAGUAUGAACAAAGGUGGUGACAGUGGAUGUGAAAAGGAAGAAGAGCACUUGAGAGUGAUUUUAGAGGCAUAACUGACAGAACUUGGUGAUCAGUUAGCUCUUGGGGGUAAGGUGAAGGGAGACAUCAAAAAUACCCAGUUUUUUGCCAAAGUAGGAGGCAGUAUUGUUGGUAAAAUUGGAAGUGGCACACCGAAAGACAUACAGAGAUGUCAAGGGAUUUGUGACAUAGAGAAAUCUGAGUGGGUAAAUGGAUAGCUAGGUAGGAGAUGGUAGAGAGUAGAUUGAUUGGUGGGUGUCUGGUUGACAUCCCAAACUUAAUAUAUGUCCAAAAGCUAACUCCUAAUCCCCCCUCAUAUGGCAGCCCUACUCUUCCAGUUGUUGAAACCAAACAUGUUGGAAUCAUCCUUGACUCCUUUUCUUUCACACCCCAUGUUCAGUCUGUAAAAAAUCCCAACUCCAUCUUUAAAAUAUAUCCAGAAUCUGACCACUUCUCACUGCCUCCAGCACUAUAACCCUAGUUCAUCUCUCUCGGAUUAUUGCAACCACCUCCCAACUAGUGUUCCUGCUUCUGGCCUUGCCCCUGUUAGGUCUAUUCUCCACACAGCGGACAUAGUGAUCCUAUUAAAACAGAAGUCAGAUCCUAUUACUCCUCUGUUCAAAACACUGCCUUGGCUCCCUGUUUCACUGAGUAAAAGCCGAAGUGCCUACCGCGGCCUACAAAGCGCUGUGCAUUCCCCCUAUUUCUCCUUCCCCCCUUGUAGAACUACUGUUCUUUUCCUCGCUAUUAUCUGGCCACUGGACUCCUCUUUUCCCUUGAACAUACCAGGCAUGUUCCCACCUCCAGGCCUUUGCCCUUCCUGUUCUCACUGCCUGAAAUAUCCUCCUCCCAAUUAAUGACCCUUUACCUCCUUCAAGUCUUUGCUCAAAUAUCACUUUCUCAGUAAGGCCUUCCCUGACCACGUUUUUAAAUUUGCACUGCAAAAAAGCCUCCCAUUGCCCUUUCCCUGUUCUAUUGUUCUCCAUACUAUUGAUUGUCUAAAAAAUUAUUUAAUUUACUUAUUCAUUAUUUAUUUCAUGUCUUACACCCCUUCCCACUAGAAUAUAAACUUCAUAGGGGGUAGAGAUUUUUAUUUGUUUUGUUUAUUACUGUAGCUUCACUGCCUAGAACUCUACCUGGCACAUAGAAAACUUAAAAAAUUUUCGUUGGGUGAAUGAUCGAGUAUGAAAGUUGGAAUGGAUGGGCAGAGAGAGAUGAGUGGGAAACACUUAUUCCCAACCCUUUGGGGGAGUGUCUCUCCUGGUACUACCAGUUGACUUAUGGAAUGUCAAUAUGUUUGAAAAAUAAAGAAUAAAGUUAUUUAAAUUGGAAAGAUGAGUUAGUGCCUUCUCAAGGUAGGACUUCAAUAGAUAUUGGUUGAAUGAAUCAAUGGUAGUAUCGUAACAGGUAUUAUGAAAUUAGAGAGAGGGAGAGAGAGAGGGAGCGGGGAGAGAGAGAGAAGGAGAGAGAGGAGAUUCCACACAGCAGUCAGAGGUCUGAGUGUUCACGAAGUCCAAUGAGCAGUCAGCACGUCAGAUUUCCAGCAUAUUGAACAUGACCUACCAAACUGUGGGUUAUAUAAGCUUUGCAUUUUAACCAAGAGACCAAUAGAGGGCGUGCGAGGUUAAAUCAAGAAUGUUCUCUGCUUGAUGAGAUUCUAUUAACGUCAUCCACAUUUAUAUUUAUUGAUCUGAUGUUCAUCUAAACUGUUUCAUCAGUUCAGAGUGUUCUCUUGAGCUAAUUUCUUUCAUGAGCCCAGUAUCUGGCUCAUAAUACUUCUUUAAUAAAUAUAUAUACUUUGAAUGAAAGAAUAUAUAGAAUCAAGAGAUUUUCACCUUGAAAUUUGUGUUUUACUAAUUAACCAUGGUCAGUAUUUCCAUUAAGAAACUAUCCUUCAGCGUUCAUAACCUGACUGGCGAAUAGAGCUCCCAUGGUCCUUGGUGCUUACUGAAUCCUUAGGCAAGAGGAGGGCAAGAGUCUGACUUGGAGUUUGGAUGCUUUGUCUGUGUAAGCGAUAGUGUUAGACAACAUCAACAUCGUAGUGCCUGAGGUAGGAGUUGCUAAAGGCCCAGGCUGCCUCUGCUCCCAUACCAGCUCCUCUCUCCAUCAAGAGGGGCUGGCAGCUGAUGGAGGAUGCAAGUCACCAGGGAUGGCUUGUCCCCCCCCCCAAUUGUUAGUUUGACUUCUGCAAAUGAGGAUUUCACUGCUUUUGAAACCUGCUGCCUACAAUGUGUUUUCAAGAUGUAGGGUUGUUUGGGAUGAAGAAAGUUAAAUAGGCAUUGCUUAUUAUCUUAAUUAUCAACUGUUCCCACUGAAAUUCUCUGAAGGGAUUUUGGGUGCCUGGAUUUGCGGCUUUCUGAGCUGGAUUACUGUGGGGGUAUGGAGUCCUUGUCCUGUUCUUAUCUGAUGGCUGAAGUCUCUGAGUGCCCUUGAUCCAGGCCCGUGAGCUAGGCCCUCAAGUAUUAGAUCUUUUUCACUAGUGUAAUCAUUUCAAAUAGCCUGAGAAAUAGAACCCACUUUUAAUAAACUUUAUUUUUUAAGAAUAGUUUUUCAUUUACAGAAAAAUUGAGCAGAUAGUACAGAGAGUCCCAAUGUAUCCCAUACCCAGUUUCUCCUAUUAUUAACAUCUUACAUGAAUAUAAUACAUUUGUUAAAAUUAAUGAACCAAUAUUGAUAUAGUUCAUAGUUUAUUCAGACUUCACCUAAUACUGUUUUUCUGUCCCAGGAUCCCAUCCACGUGUAAUGAUACUACGUUACAUUUAGUUGUCAUGUCUCCUUAAGCUCCUCUGGGCUGUGACAUUUUCUCAGGCUUUCCUUGUUUUUGAUGACCUGGACGGUUUUGAGAAGUGCUAGUCAUAAUAUUCAGUAGUAUGCCUUUUUCAGUCUAUUUUAGGUAUUUUAAUGUAUUUUUCAGUCUAUUUAAUGGAAUCAUUUCAAACAGUCUGAGACAUACAACCUUUCUUUAUUGUUCUUCCCAGUACCUGUUUUUAUAAUAAAUCUGAACAGUUCCUGAAGCUGGUCCUUGCUAGAGCAGGGCAAGUAUCUACAGCAUUGGUGAAUUUUUCUACAACAGUGUGCACUUUGAGUAAGCCUUGCAAUUUAUUGUCCAUAGUCACCAAACCCGUGCUGGUAUCAUCUUUUCUCAGAAAACUUAAAUGAAAAUUGAAGGUGCAAAUUCAAAAUGUGUAUCUAUAGAAUUAAUUGGUCUGACUUUCUGUUUUUUUCUAAUGUCUGAAUUGUAGUGAGAGUCUUUGUUUCCUCAGUUUUGCUGUUUAAAUAUAAGAACCAAGAAUUCUGUGGAAAAAGAGAAGGAAUGAGAGUUGGAUAGAGCCACGUGUGAUUCUACAGUUUUACCUUCAUUUAAUUUUCUACCCCAACCUGUCUUUAAUACGAACUGUAUUAUCACUAAGAUAAAACUCAACUUUCUUUUUCUUUUUUCAA